This is a messenger RNA of Argiope bruennichi, 1632 nucleotides long. Its product is annotated as splicing factor, proline- and glutamine-rich-like. Gene Ontology annotation, cellular component: nucleus. Gene Ontology annotation, molecular function: RNA binding. Lineage: Eukaryota; Metazoa; Arthropoda; Arachnida; Araneae; Araneidae. Gene Ontology annotation, biological process: regulation of DNA-templated transcription. The transcript has 8 exons. The record is from RefSeq and is a predicted model, not a curated record. The coding region runs from base 67 to 1542 and encodes 491 amino acids.
GUCAUUAAUCUUUUCUAACCGCCGCCGUUUUGUUUUUUGCCGAGAUUGUUGUUUUGCCCUAACAAAAUGGCUGAAAAUAAUAAUUUUAAGAAAGGCGGUCCUUUUAACAACGAAAACAACAAACAAGAUGUUAAGAUGGAUCGUCGCAGAGAUAACAGACAAGACAACAGAAGACCACCAGGUCGUAAUCAAAAUGAUAAUCAGUGGGGCCGGAAAGAUGCAGUGAAAGAAAAAUUGGAGCUAAUGAGUGGACCUACAACCAAUUUGGUUAGUAAAGAUGGAGUUUCUGCGAAAAAGUUUACUGGUCGCUGUCGUUUGUUUGUGGGAAAUUUGCCUACAAAUAUCAGUGAAGAAGACUUCCGCAAAAUGUUUGAACAGUUUGGCGAAAUUGCAGAGGUAUUUCUCCAAAAACAAAAAGGCUACGGAUUUGUCAAAUUGGAUACUCGUCAGAAUGCUGAAACUGCUAAGGCAGCUUUGGAUUUCUCGAUGAAAGAUGGUAAACAACUUAGAGUGAGAUUUGCUACACAUGGAGCUGCUUUAAAAGUGAAAAAUCUUUCACCUUGGGUCUCUAAUGAGUUGUUAGAGGCAGCUUUUUCUGUUUUUGGUGAAGUUGAAAGAUCAGUUGUUAUUGUUGAUGAUCGAGGAAAGCCAGUAGGUGAAGGUAUUGUUGAAUUUGCAAGGAAACAAUCUGCACAUAUGGCUAUCAAACGAUGUACUGAGGGAUGUUAUUUGCUUACUAGUUCACCUCGUCCUGUUGUUGUUGAACCUUUGGAACAAAGAGAUGAAGAGGACGGUCUUCCUGAGAAGAAUUUUCAAAAAGGCAAUAAAGAUUAUUUGAAAGAACGUGAAAUUGGACCCCGUUUAACUGAACCUGGUACAUUUGAACAUGAAUUUGCUAACCGUUGGAAGAAACUCUAUGAACUGGAACAACAAAAGAGAGACCACCUUGAAAAAGAAAUUGAAGAGGGCAGACGACAACUAGAUGAACAGAUGGAAUUUGCUAUUUAUGAACAUGAAGCAAAUCUUCUGAGAGAAAGAUUGCGUCUUAUGGAAGAACAAAGCAGCAUUAUUCAGCGUGAGAGAGAAAUGCGAAGAGAAGAAGAAAUAAGACGUGAAGAAUCUCGCCGUGCAGAGGAAAUGCUUCUUCGCCAACAACAAGAAGAAAUCUUGAGAAAUAAUUUAAGACGAAGACAAGAAGAAAAUAUGAUGAUGGGGGGUCCACCUGGUUAUGGUGAAAGAAUGGAUAGGGAUUCUGCUAUGCGUGGAAUGCCGAAACAAGCACCGAUGUCCCCAUCAAGGGGUAUGGGUGGUCCCGGUUAUGGUCCUAAUGGCAUGAUGCAAGAACCUGGUAUGGGCAUGCCACCGGGGCGUUUUGAUCAGCCACCCAUGGGUGCAGGUUAUGCACCAGGUGGAGACCCCAUGGUUGAUAUGGGGGUUCCACCACCUGGACCAGGUCCCAGAGGCGGAAUGCAUGGACCGAUGCCACCACAUGAUAGAAUGGAUGAGAAGUACCCAAUGGAUGCUAAACGAAGGCGAUAUUAGCUAGUAUGAUGCAUGAAACUACCUUCUUUUUAUUAUCCCACUCAUUUAUCUGUAUCUGGUGUAUGACAAUAAAUUCAUUUUAUCUUAUUA